AUCAAAAUCGAACUCCCCUCUCUCUCUGUCUCUCUCUCUCUCUCUAACCCUAGGAAAAAUCUUUGUUUUCCCUCGUCUUUUCGAGAAGAGGAGCGAGAGAAUAUCUUCCUCGUCAGUUCUCUUCUCUUUAUAUAUGUAUAAUUGAAAGACAGAGACCAGAUUGAUCAGUCAAAGUCUAGGGUUAGGUAUUCUCGCUUCAAUUGUGCACCCCAACCCAAGAGCUUUAAUUUUCUGUGUCUCUGCUGUCUUUCUCUCUUUCGGUGAACGCACGUAGAAUAUAUAGAGUAUCUUGUAGAGGCUCGUUAUGGAUCUUCGAGCCAUGGAUUUUGGUGUAUCGGAUGAGUUGUUGGGCACCUUUGUCCCCGUUUUGGUCUACUGGGUGUACUCUGGGAUGUAUGCGUUGCUGGGGGGAUUCGAGAAUUAUCGGUUGCACUCAAAGGAGGACGAGGAAACCAAGAAUUUGGUGUCUAAAGGUACGGUGGUCAAAGGUGUUCUUCUCCAGCAGGCGGUUCAGGCUGUCGUCGCAACAAUCUUGUUCGCUGUUACAGGAAAUGACAAUGAUGCCGCUAUGGUUCAACAGUCUUCCAUCAUUGUUCUCCUCAGACAAUUCGUGGUUGCAAUGUUGGUCUUAGAUACUUGGCAAUAUUUCAUGCACAGGUAUAUGCAUCAGAACAAGUUCCUGUACCGUCAUAUCCAUUCUCAACAUCACAAACUUGUGGUCCCAUAUGCAUUUGGAGCUCUGUAUAACCACCCACUGGAAGGGCUUAUCCUCGACACAAUUGGUGGAGCUCUAUCUUUCCUUCUCUCGGGCAUGUCUCCUCGAGCUUCCAUAUUCUUCUUCUCCUUUGCUACUAUCAAAACAGUGGAUGACCAUUGUGGGCUAUGGCUUCCGGGGAACCUGUUCCAUAUUUUCUUCAGAAACAACAGUGCCUAUCAUGAUAUCCACCACCAGCUCUAUGGCAACAAAUACAACUUUUCGCAACCAUUCUUUGUCACAUGGGAUAGAAUUCUUGGCACUUACAUGCCUUAUUCACUUGAGAAGAGAGCAGGUGGUGGCCUUGAAGCAAGACCUAGUAAAGAUUGCAAGGAUGACUGAUGAACUUGGGGUGCCUUAUUAGUUACAAUAUAUGUACCACUAGUUCUAGUUUUGAAAGUCUGAUUAUUUCCCAACACAUGAUUGCUUAUAUUAUCUUUGUAUAUAUUGUUGUAUUAUUAGUUUUCCUUUGCCCUUGUAAGUUGAUGAUACUCAUCAAUAAUGGAAGUGAGAGCUGAAAUCAUGACAGUGGUUCUUGUUGGCCCUUGCUUUGUCCUGGUUUCUAAUGUCUUAUUGGAACUGGUUUUGCAGUACA
Messenger RNA from Diospyros lotus (date-plum), 1349 nucleotides. RefSeq names its product sphinganine C4-monooxygenase 1. Bases 305 to 1096 code for a protein of 263 amino acids. Gene Ontology annotation, molecular function: iron ion binding; oxidoreductase activity. NCBI's taxonomy places the organism in Eukaryota, Viridiplantae, Streptophyta, Magnoliopsida, Ericales, Ebenaceae. The transcript has 2 exons. Gene Ontology annotation, biological process: lipid biosynthetic process. The record is from RefSeq and is a predicted model, not a curated record.